UGAGCCCCCUGUCACACCCCGCCUACUAGUUAGUUCUCACUUCUUUACGUCACCUGACUGCGCGCCAUGCAAAUCACACCGUUUCUAAAACGCCAUUGGCCGCCUCCAGCUCAUUUAAUCCCUGUCAAACCGCAUCAUAUGGCUGCUGCUCUAUUAACUUCUCUACUCCGUCAGAGAAAGUAGCUCAAAGACGCUUUUCAUCACUCUGGAUGUGAAAAGCAAGUGGAGGAGAAAAAAAAAGAAAGCUCUGGGGGGAAAAAAAAGUCCAAAGACGGUUUGAUUAUCAUUCUGGAUUAUAUUACUUUUUUUUGCCGUUUUCAAGGGGGUUUGUGUGGUAGUUUAGCUGGACUUUAGCGCCGAAGCUGAAUGUUCAUCUGUAUUGGUUGAAAAGUUAAAGCCAGGUGAAUGUAUAGCAUGAUGAUGGAGACGGACUUGCACUCUCCAGGACCCCAGACUAACGCGAAUUCGGGGCAAACUGGGCCAAAUAGCGGGAACAAAUCUAACCAAGACCGAGUCAAGAGACCGAUGAACGCGUUUAUGGUUUGGUCCCGGGGCCAGAGGAGAAAGAUGGCUCAAGAGAACCCCAAGAUGCACAACUCCGAAAUCAGCAAGAGGUUGGGCGCGGAAUGGAAAGUCAUGUCCGAGGCUGAAAAAAGACCCUUUAUCGAUGAAGCAAAGAGGCUGAGAGCCAUGCACAUGAAAGAACACCCGGAUUACAAGUACCGACCCCGGAGGAAGACCAAGACGCUGCUCAAAAAGGACAAAUAUUCUUUGGCUGGUGGUCUGCUGGCCGCUGGGGCUGGCAGCGGAGGUGGAGUCGGACUGGGGGUCGGGAUGAGCCCAGCGGGGGUCGGGCAGAGGUUAGAGAGUCCCGGGAGUCACGGUGGCACGGCAAACGCCGGGUACGCGCACAUGAACGGCUGGGCGAACGGCGCCUACUCGGGCCCCGUGGCAGCGGCCGCGGCCGCGGCAGCAAUGAUGCAAGAGGCUCAGCUAGCCUACAGCCAGCACCCAGGCAGCGGGGCGCAUCACCACCACGCUCACCACCACCACCCGCAUAACCCGCAGCCCAUGCACCGCUACGACAUGACCGCGCUCCAGUACAGCCCGAUCUCGAACUCUCAGAGCUACAUGAGCGCCUCUCCUUCAGGAUAUGGGGGGAUCUCCUACACGCAGCAUCAAAACUCAAGUGUCGCUUCGUCCGGGGCUAUCGGCACCUUGGGGUCGCUGGUGAAAUCAGAACCAAGUGUAAGCCCUCCUGUUACCAGUCAUUCUAGAGCUCCGUGUCCCGGGGACCUACGGGAAAUGAUAAGCAUGUAUUUGCCGACGGGAGAAGCAGGUGACCCGUCAGUCCAAAAUAGACUUCACGCACUGCCCCAGCACUAUCAGAGCACCACUACAGGGGUAAAUGGAACGGUUCCAUUAACACAUAUUUAAAAACUGCAACAAGCUUACAAAUUCACAUAACCAAAUAUUUACCUCUUUUUUAGAUUGUCACUGAACUACCUUUUGUACAGACUGUUUUUGAUGUUGUACAUUGAAGGUAAAUAUUGUUUUGAUUGCCUUUUAGAAACGAGAGAGAGAGAGCGAUAUUACGCAUACACGAGUUUUAGAAUGAGUUAAUGUUUUAUAAUUUUGUCCACAUUUAAGGGAUAAUUGUUCAUUUGUGUUCACAUACUAGGCGAUGCCAAGCUUUGAAACAAAUGUGGUAUUCCUAAUAUCACUGUUAUUUAAGUCACCAGGAUAUUUUUUUUCCUUUCUGUGCAAAAUGACAGAAGUUUUAAGAAAUAACAAAAGUAACUCAUGGCCUCCGAGCUAUGUAAAAUAAAUUAAACAAGACAAAUGUUAAAGUUCAUGAGGCAAUUUCUUUUCCAUUGGACAUAUAUUCAGACGUUUGUAAAAAUGUGAGUUUCUGUAUCUGAAACAUUUCUUUUUUGUUGUAAUAUUUCUUGUAAAUUGUGAAAUAAUUUUUAAUAUUCUAGAACCUGACAAGAGACUACGACUGUGUAAAUAGUUUACUAAAUGCAUUUCUGCCACAAAAAGAAAAUCCUGACAUUGCGUUGAAUUAUGAGUUAAAUAAAUUUUACAAACAUGUUGCCCUGAUUCUGAAAAAACAGCGACGUUUUUGUGUUUAGUUUCAUUUUUGAUGUCUUACCUAUAAAUACAAUAAUUACCUAUUUUAAAAGAUGUGACUUUUUUAUUCAUCGGAGCAAUUGAAAUUAACAGAAACGCGUAUUUAGUUAAGACCGGGUGCCUAAUAGUUAUUGAUGAAGUGUAAUUUACACAGACGGUAUUUAACAUCUGCCACGCUCUGUGUGACUUUUGCAUUUCAUUAAAAGUUAAAAGUUUUUAACUGAAUCGAACCUUGUUCCAGAACUUAUUGUGAAAAGUGAGCUUUACUGUAUGACGAAAGCACGCAUCAACUGAAAUAUUUAGUGACCUAAACAUGUGACUUAGCAAAUCGUAAAUACCUGUAAAUACUGAUUAAUUAAUAAUGACAAACGUAAGUGCUACACACUAGAGGAAAAAACACUUUGGUACUUGCAUUGACAAAUGAUAUAUAACAGUUACGUCCUGUUGCUCUGAGUGAAAAUGAGUGAAUAAAGACAGACAAUAUUUUUAUGAGAGAAUCAUAUCUUUCUAUUUUUAAAGUGUGUAAACAGACACUCAUAAAUUAUUAAAGAGAGAGUGAGUGCAAAAUGCUAAACGCGUCAGGACAAUAAUUUUUAAAAAGGGAAAGCAGAAUUAGAAGGCCUCAGAGUGAACUUAAAUUGCACUCUUUUUUAAGCUGUAUCGCAAGCAAAACACUUUUCCUCCCCCAAAUAACGUUAUUCUUUUACACUUUUUCUACGCACUUUCCCUUAUUUGAAUUGUAUUGCUAUUUAUUUUGUCACAUUAUUCAUUUUAGAGAAAAUACCCACGUAAGCAGUAUUACAUGUUUUUUUUUUAUUCUUGUAAUUUCCUUAUUGUUUUAAAAAAUGUUUUAUAGUAAU
Molecule: messenger RNA, 2993 nt
Organism: Lepisosteus oculatus (spotted gar)
Lineage: Eukaryota; Metazoa; Chordata; Actinopteri; Semionotiformes; Lepisosteidae
Source: RefSeq, a predicted model, not a curated record